GAGUCACUCGGCUGAAUGGCAGCUCCCUCGACCAAUCAUCUGGGCAGAGAGGGGUCACUGGCCAAUGAAAGAUAGUGGGCGGGGUGGACCGGGCGGGGCUCAACCUGGGGCUGGAGUUGAGUCUCAGCGCGCCUACAGUUCUAGAAGCUUUUCCCAGCGCUCUGGCUGAGGUUGUCGCCUCGGGGUCUUGAUCGUGAUGGGGAAGAAAGUGAAAACUGGGAAGAAACUGUUGCUUCUGUUUACAUCGGCGAACCUGUGCUUCCUGGUGCUGGGCAGGAGCACAGUGUAUACUUCUAGUCCUGAAGUCCGAGUUCCUGAGCAUAGCCAAGUCAAGUUGGACUGCGCCUACUCUGGCUUCAGCUCCCCCCGUGUGGAGUGGAAGUUUGUCCACGGUGACACCACCAGACUUGUUUGCUAUAGUAACAAGAUCACAGCUUCCUAUGAGAACCGUGUAACCUUUUCACCCAGCGGCAUCACCUUCAGUACGGUGACCCGGGAGGACACUGGGACCUAUACGUGUAUGGUCUCUGAGGACAAUGGCAACAACUAUGGGGAGGUCCACAUCCAGCUCAUCGUGCUUGUGCCACCAUCCAAGCCCGCAGUCAACAUCCCCUCGUCUGCCACCAUUGGUACCAGGACGGUGCUGACCUGCUCUGAACAGGAUGGCUCUCCACCCUCUGAAUACUCCUGGUUCAAGGAUGGGGUCCUGAUGCCUGAGGAUCCCAAGAAUACCCGUGCCUUCAGCAAUUCUUCCUAUACCCUGGAUCACAAGACAGGGGAGCUGGUCUUCAGUCCUCUGACGGCUUCGGAUACUGGAGAGUAUACUUGUCAAGCACAGAAUGGGUAUGGGCAGCCUGCGAGGUCUGAAGCUGUCCGCAUGGAGGCUGUGGAGCCGAAUGUGGGAGGCAUCGUGGCAGCUGUCUUCAUCACCCUGAUCCUCCUUGGCCUCUUGGUUUUCGGUAUCUGGUUUGCCUACAGCCGAGGCUACUUUGAGCGAGCAAAGACAAAGACCUCAUCGUCGAGUAAGAAGGUGAUCUACAGCCAGCCCGCUGCCCGCAGUGAAGGGGAAUUCAAACAGACCUCCUCGUUCCUGGUGUGACCUGGGCUGGCUCAACUGUGUCUGAUGCCUGUGUUGCUCCAGAGCGACCAGCCUCUGGCCCUGACGUCUGUAGAUUCACAGGAUGCCUUGUUUUUCUAGACCCACAGGAUCCCCCUACUUUUAUCUUAGGAUGUAAUUUUAAUAACGUCAGCUUUGUACACCUUCCUCUUCACCACCUUUCCCCUCCUUCCUUACCGCUGCUGAGUGGUUUCCCUCCCCCUGCCCUGUGGGGAGAGCGGCCAGGAGCUUGGGUGCCUGCUGACGUCUCUUCUGAGUAGACAGCCUAAGUGGCGGGGCUCCCAGGAACCCGAAACCACUCACUACCUGGCCUGCCGUGGCCUUUGGAUAAAGAUCUUGAGUCCGGCCUCUGGCUUGAUGCUGCGUGGUGGGGACUGGUGCCAGCCGCUCUAGAUGGGGUGGUACAGAGCCGAGCCGCUGCAGUGGUGGUUUGGUUGUGAUAUCGUCUCUGGAGCCUGUUCACCCAUCUUCCCAAGAAAAGUGCCACUGAGACCCUCCUGCCCUGCCUUCCUGAACACAAGCAAACUAUGCCUACGAGGAAGUAGGGAAGCAGAGGAAAUUUUCAGGGAUGUGAAGCAGGACAUUUAAAACCACUGAUCUGAAGGAAAGAAAGCUGGAACAACUGGAUGGAGCCAUAGAAGAUAUCUGGAGGGCUGUGGGGAGUAUAUGAGAGGGAGUGAGAGUGAGUGUAUCUGUGUGUGUGCGUGCUUGCGUGGGUGCGUGCGCGGUGAUUGUGUGGAGUGGAGGGGCUACUUCACUCAAAUUCGUUGGAUGUUGCUGGAAAUAAAAACUUUGUUUGUCAGUG
Messenger RNA from Octodon degus (degu), 1922 nucleotides. It is a transcript of the gene F11r, whose product is annotated as F11 receptor. The record is from RefSeq and is a predicted model, not a curated record. The coding region runs from base 197 to 1099 and encodes 300 amino acids. Gene Ontology annotation, biological process: cell adhesion; regulation of membrane permeability; establishment of endothelial intestinal barrier. The transcript has 10 exons. NCBI's taxonomy places the organism in Eukaryota, Metazoa, Chordata, Mammalia, Rodentia, Octodontidae. Gene Ontology annotation, cellular component: bicellular tight junction.